Messenger RNA from Cajanus cajan (pigeon pea), 1894 nucleotides. It is a transcript of the gene STOP1, whose product is annotated as C2H2 and C2HC zinc fingers superfamily protein. The record is from RefSeq and is a predicted model, not a curated record. NCBI's taxonomy places the organism in Eukaryota, Viridiplantae, Streptophyta, Magnoliopsida, Fabales, Fabaceae. Gene Ontology annotation, biological process: response to acidic pH; response to aluminum ion.
CUGCUGUGCAACACCAAAGGAAGGAAGGAAGGAACAGAGUUAAGCUUCUUGGUAACUGAGAUAUUGCUUAUUUAAGCUUUCACUUCACCUCCCAUGUUCUCUUCCUCCUCGCUAUUUUUUUUUUCUUUUUCUUUUUUCUUCUCCUCUCUAGUGGAGCAUUUGCCCUGUUACACCUUUGAAUCUGUCACUGGAUUUUGAUUCCUCAAAUGGAUCCAAAAGGAAGCUUAUGUGCUAACAACAGCACAAGGUCCUCUUCCUUAACCUCCCUUGUGAAUGAAUUACAAACAAUUUUUCCCUCAGAUCCUUCCUCUUUCUAUGGGGUCAGGACUGAAACACCUUUCAAAGAAUACAACCUACCCUCUCCUCCAACCCAAUCUGUGCUUCCAGGUGAACCUAACAAAGAUAUUGAGAUCCCUGACCAAGAAAAUUGUCAUCUGAGUGACUCAUCACAUACCAGUAAACUCCAAGAUUGGAAUCCAAGUGUGAUGUUGAAUAACCUUUCCUUCCUUGAAGAAAAGAUUCAUCAGCUCCGUGAUCUAGUGCAUUUAAUUGUUAAUAAAAAAUGCCAACCUUUUGGACAGCCUCAUGAACUAGUGACUCAGGAACAGCAGCUCGUCACAGCUGAUCUUACAUCGAUUAUUGUUCAAUUGAUCUCUACUGCUGGUAGUCUUCUCCCUUCUGUUAGGCACACCCUCACAAACACAAAUCCCUUGGUUGGACAGCUUGACCAGCUUCAUGGGAUUAACCUCCCUUUUGGAUCAGACACAGGUAGUGGUGUUAGGCCACAAAAUAAUAGUGGAACUAAACUGCUUGAUCAGUCCACUCAGAAUGAUAUACUUCCAAAUAAUUGUGAAAUUGAACAAAACUACAACAUGGAAGAACAUGAACCAAAAGAUGAAGAAGAUAUGGACGAGGGAGAGCAUCUUCCUCCUGGUUCCUACGAGAUUUUACAAUUAGAAAAAGAAGAAAUCCUUGCACCUCACACACAUUUUUGUACCAUGUGUGGGAAGGGAUUCAAGAGGGAUGCGAAUCUGCAAAUGCACAUGCGAGGCCAUGGUGACGAGUACAAAACUCCUGCAGCUCUUGCAAAACCACACAAAGAAACUGGGUCUGAACCAAAGCUCAUCAAGAGGUAUUCCUGCCCCUAUGCUGGCUGCAAGCGCAACAAGGAUCACAAGAAAUUCCAACCACUGAAAACCAUUUUGUGUGUUAAAAACCACUACAAAAGAACACACUGUGACAAGAGCUACACUUGCAGCAGAUGCAACACCAAGAAGUUUUCAGUGAUGGCAGACCUUAAAACUCAUGAAAAACACUGUGGAAAGGAUAAAUGGCUCUGUUCGUGUGGCACAACAUUUUCAAGGAAAGACAAGCUUUUCGGACACAUUGCCCUUUUCCAAGGCCAUACACCAGCUAUUCCUUUGGAUGACACCAAAGGAGUGGCUGAGCCACCUGAUCUCCAGAACAGAGAAAGCAACAAUAAGGUUCCAAGUAUGAACUUCUGUUUUGGAUCAAAUCCUUCGAGUGAAAAUGUAGUGCAAAACACGAUGGAUGUGAAAGGUAAUAUUGAUGAUCCUAUGAAUUAUUUCUCAUCCUUGAACUUCGAAGGCUGUAACUUUGGUGGGUUUAAUGAAUUCUCCCAACCACCAUUUGAAGAUUCAGAAGGUUCUUUCUCUUUUCUCAUGUCAGGAUCCUUUAAUUAUGCCCCUAAAUUUGGUGGCGGUGAAUCAAGUUCUGAAAAUCUGUUGUGACAUGUUACUCUACAUAAUGUCUAUGUUUUCUUUAUUCCCCUGUCAACGAAUAAUCCUUUUGUUUGUCAAAUUUGUAAAGCCAGGUAAUGUCAUGUGCUCCCCAUUUCUUUACGUUGAAAGGAAAGUUUUAUGUUUCUAUUUUA